Molecule: messenger RNA, 2243 nt
Organism: Olea europaea var. sylvestris
Lineage: Eukaryota; Viridiplantae; Streptophyta; Magnoliopsida; Lamiales; Oleaceae
Product: protein SMAX1-LIKE 7-like
Exons: 3
Source: RefSeq, a predicted model, not a curated record
ACAGAUUCUCAGUUUACACUCCAAAAAUAGAUCAUAACAAAAGCAAGCAGAUAGUGACUUGAAAGCCCCUUUGUUACCCCACUCAAAAGUAAGUGGACAUGGCAUCUCUCUUCUCCAACCUGCAAAGUUCCCUGUAUGUGAGAGAGAAAGAGAGAGAGAGGAAGAGGAGGCUUGAUUAUGCUAUGGGAAAGAUCUCGAAUCUAUACUCACCAUCCAUUCAGCGUUCUCUCCAAAUACCUUGGACCCCACGAAUAAGUCACACACCCAAAAUCCACCACCACCGCCAACGGUGUAGUAAGCAACUAAUAGUAGUGUCAAUCCACCAACAAUUAACACCCUUACCCACCUUUUCCUUAAUAAAUAAUUGAAAAGCCCAAAUCAUUCAAAAGCCCCUUCUCAACCUCUGAUGACAAUAAUGUUAAAAGAAUAUGGUCACUGUAAUGAGCUAUCAAAAUCUUGAUAACAACGCCGUACACUCUUGUUUUACAUUACUGGGCUGAUUAAUUUUCUCUCUUUUGACGUCCCAUAUUAGCCCAAGAUUAUCCGGCAUGCCGACGCCGGUUAGUGCAGCCAGGGCAUGCUUAACACAGGAGGCGGUGGCCACCCUCGAUGAGGCUGUGGCGGUGGCGCGACGCCGGGGGCACGCGCAGACGACAUCGCUACACAUGGUGUCGUCCCUCUUAUCCAUCCCAAAUUCAUCCUUACGUGAAGCAUGCACCAGAACACGCAACAACGCAUACUCCACACGAUUGCAACUAAAGGCUCUUGAGCUUUCACUGAGCGUGUCUUUGGACCGACUGCCUUCUUCGCGAACGAACAAAGUUGAGGAGCCACCAGUAUCGAAUUCUCUCAUGGCCGCUAUAAAAAGAUCGCAAGCGAAUCAAAGAAGGCAGCCUGAAAACUUCAGCUUCUAUCAGCAGCAGUAUUCUUCGUGUUCUUCUGUUCCAGUGGUGAAAGUUGAGCUCCGGAAUUUGAUUAUAUCAAUUCUUGAUGACCCUUUGGUGAGUAGAGUUUUCGGUGAGGCGGGGUUCCGGAGUUGUGAUAUAAAGAUAGCUACACUCAGGCCAGUUAACAGUCUUCAUGGUCACCAUCUGUUUGGAUAUUCGUCUAGUUACAAACGGCCACAAUCACCUUUGUUUUUAUGUAAUUUUAAGAGUAGUGAUAGUACGAGUGAUAUAUAUAUAUAUAUAUUUUGCAGCUUGAUGGAGUCUUUUGUUCCAUUGGGUGGGUUCUUUUCUACUCCACCUGACAUGAAAAGCCCGUUGGGCAGCUCAUACCUCAAUGUAAUCCGCUGUCAUCUGUGCAACGAGAAGUGUGAACAAGAAGUGACUGCUCUUUCAAAUGGAGGAUUUACUGAUUUGUCUGCAGAAAAAAAUCAUUCUAGUUUGCCUUCUUGGAUGCAGAUGACAGAACAUGGUGCACUCAAUGCUGUGGCUCCGUUGAAGGUCAAAGAUGAUGGAAUGUUACUAAGUGCGAAAAUUGCUGGGGUUCAGAGGAAAUGGGACGGUAUCUGUCAGCAGCACCAUCACUAUAGUCAACCUCUCCCCAAAAUAAACAGCCACAAAUUAAGUUUCCAAUCUCCAUGUGUUCCGGGUACUCAAGUUUUGGAGAAAAGGAAAGGGAAUGCUAGUAAUGACAGCAGCAACCAUACAUAUGCCUCAUCGAGUGAAUGUGGAAGCAAGAAUAAAGUUCCUUUCUUGUCGACAGAUUUAGAACAGAUUUCUUCAUUGAAAACUCGUAGUCCAUUGGAUGUGCUUUCAGAGGCCGAGAAUCUGAAAAUUUUGUCCAAAUCUUAUAAAAAGCCUUCGGCAGUUGAAGAUGAGUCAGCCAGCCUCAAACCGAAUCCUUUGAAGUCUUCAAGUGCCAGCAUCAACAAUGGUCAUACAUCUCCAACUUCAAUAACCUCAGUGGCUCGAGAUUUGAGCAUGCAUAUGCUUUCUGCUUCUACAGGCAGGGAAACAAGGAAACCAGUGGAACAAUGUCAUGUGGAUCGUAUUAAAGAAUUUUCAGGCAGCUUGUCAACAGAUGCCAACACUUUCAGUGGAAUUAUCUCAAGCCAUCCCACUCAUUCCUCCUCCUGUUUCUUUAAUCCAAAAGAUCCUAAGAUGCUUUACAAGGCUCUAGUUGAAAGAGUUGGUCAGCAGGAAGAAGCUAUUAGGAUGGUUGUUGAAACAAUAGUUGAACGUCAAACAAAAAUUGCAGGCCGUCGUGGAGACUUGUGGUUUAAUUUCCAAGGUCCUGAU